AACCCUGCUGGAGCUGCUUACUCAGUAACUUCCCCUCACCCCCUCCCCUUGCUCUGUCUAGUUUUGUUUCAACAUGGGUGUGACUUUUGGUUCAGCUCCCCCUCCCUGUUAUGUCACUGCUUCAAUUUCUUUAGAAUCUGAAUAAAAACUGCAGCAAACUUCAGAGCUCAUUGAUUGCAGGCUGAACUAGGUUUUUUUUCAUUCGUGCACCCUUCAAGGAUCUCCUUAGUUUUGGCAAAGUAACUCUGAAGAAACAAUGAGCAGGUUCUUGUUGUGUGCAACUUUUGGAUUAUGCUUGCUGCAGCUUUGUCUAGCAGAGAUACAAUUUAAUAUAAGUUGCAGAUAUGGAGGAGUUUUCCAUGUUGAGAAAAAUCGUCGCUACAGUCUCACACGAGAUGAGGCAGUUGAACUCUGCAAAGCUCUCAAUAGUACCCUGCCAACAAUGGACCAGAUGAAGAAAGCUCACAAUUUAGGAUUUGAAACUUGCAGGUAUGGUUACAUAGAAGACAAAAUUGUAAUCCCACGAAUCAAGCCAUAUUUUCUUUGUGCAGCAAAUAACACUGGAAUUUACAUACUCACUUCAAAUAUAACAGACCGGUAUGAUACAUAUUGUUAUAAUGCAUCAGAAACCAGGGAAAAAGCAUGUGAACCAAUCAUAAGACUAGAUGUUUCUGGGCAUGAUAAUCAAAGCCAAAUAGUCAUAGAUAAUGCAGAUGGCUCACGUUACACUGAUGGUGUAAAACACACUGACCCAACUCCGGUUACAGAUGAUAAUCACGUGGGUAGUGGGUCAAUACAUGACGGAGAUGCAACAAACCCCACCAUCAUCGGACCUCACAUGACUGGUGCCUCAUAUUAUGAAGAUAUAACCCCAGAUGCACUAUCAACAGAUUAUUCUUCUGGGUCGGGCAGAAAGGAAGAUCAUCCCACAAGUACCAAUGAUAUUGCAACACCCUUCGAUGACAAGUGGGGUGAAGAUUCAACUGUGAUUUCACUGAUAACUGAUGGUGUUCCUGGAAAAGACAGUGAUCAUCCUAGCAAAGGACGGCAUCCCGCAAGUACUACAGUUGUGGUCUCCAGUGAAGGUGCCAAAAAUGAAGACGCAACCCAAGAUCCUUUGUUGCAUAAUGUUUAUCUUGGAGUGGACGAAGAUGAGGACAAGUAUCCCAUAAACACUACUGUGGAUAGUGUGAAGCCUGCACAUUUCCCUGUAAAGGAAAGAGAUCAUUCUUCUUCAAGUGUGACUGUGAAUAAUGAAAUAGGACGCAACACAUAUACUCCUACAGCAGUUGUGGUCUCCAGUGAAGGUGCCAAAAAUGAAGACGCAACCCAAGAUCCUUUGUUGCAUAAUGUUUAUCUUGGAGUGGACGAAGAUGAGGACAAGUAUCCCAUAAACACUACUGUGGAUAGUGUGAAGCCUGCACAUUUCCCUGUAAAGGAAAGAGAUCAUUCUUCUUCAAGUGUGACUGUGAAUAAUGAAAUAGGACGCAACACAUAUACUCCUACAGCAGUUGUGGUCUCCAGUGAAGGUGCCAAAAAUGAAGACGCAACCCAAGAUCCUUUGUUGCAUAAUGUUUAUCUUGGAGUGGACGAAGAUGAGGACAAGUAUCCCAUAAACACUACUGUGGAUAGUGUGAAGCCUGCACAUUUCCCUGUAAAGGAAAGAGAUCAUUCUUCUUCAAGUGUGACUGUGAAUAAUGAAAUAGGACGCAACACAUAUACUCCUACAGUUGUGGUCUCCAAUGAAGGUGCCAAAAAUGAAGACCCAACCCAAGAUCCACUGCUGAAUGGGGCUCAUCCUGGAUGGAGCGAUAAAGUCAAGUAUUCCACAAAUACUACUAGGAAUGGUGUACUACCUGGAGUUAUUCCUUCACAUGAAAGUGAACAGUCAACUACAGCUAUGGUCUCCAAUGGUGAGGCCAAACAUGAAGACUCAACCCAAGAUCCACUGCUGCAUACUGUUCAUCCUGGUUGGGGCAAUGCAGACAAGUAUCCCACGAAUGUCACUAGGAAUGAUGUGCUGCCUGGAAUUAUUCCUCCAAGUGAAAACGAUCAGGAAAAGGAAUCUUCUCAUACAGCUGUUACCUCCAAUGAUGGUGCCAUAUAUGAAGACUCAACCCAUGAUUCACUGCCUCUAGAUAAUCAACCAGAAUGGGGCAGUGAGGACAAAUAUCCUACAAAUACCUCCAGGGAUUAUGUCAUACCUGGACUUAUUCCUGAAAAUGAAGCUGAGUCUUAUACAGCUGUGGUCUCCAAUGAUGGUGCCACACAUGAAGACUCAACCCAAGAUCCAUUGUUGCACAGUGUUCAUCCUGGCUGGGGCAAUGAAGACAAGUAUCUCACAGCUACCUCUAGGGAUGAUGUGCUACCUGGAAUGAUUCCUCCAAGUGAAACUGAACAUAAAAAUGAUUCUUCUCAUACAGCAGUGGUCUCCAAUGAUGGUAUCAAACAUGAAGAUUCAACUAAAGAUCCACUGACACCUGGCAUUCAUCUUGGAGGGGAAAAUGAAGACAAAUAUCCCACAAACAAUCCCAUUGAUAAUUUGAUACCUGGAGUUUUUUCUGACAUUGAAAGUGGACAUGGCAGAGGACCAGCUUCUACAGUCACCAGUUCUACACUUAACAAACACGAUGGCAGAAGAGCAAAUCCAUCUGGACAGGUCACAAAACCAAACAUAGCUUCACAGCCAAGAUCAGCCCAAAUACCAGAAUGGCUGAUCAUAGUGGCUUCUCUUCUGGCACUGACAUUGAUUCUGGCAGUCUGCAUUGCUGUCAACAGUCGGAGCAGAUGUGGGCAGAAGAAAAAGCUAGUGAUUAACAAUGGCAAAGGGUCAGUGUCAGACAAGAAGAUGGGUGGACUGAAUGGAGAAGCCAGCAAAUCUCAAGAAAUGGUGCACUUGGUACAUAAAGAACAGCCAGAUAAUCGAACAGGAUCAUGUGAUGAAUUCCUGACCACAGAUGAAACGAAAAAUCCACAAGAGGCUAACAUGAAGACUGGGAUGUAAUAGUGUUGGUCCAUCUUGUAGAUCAAGAGUUGGGGAAAUCAAAAUCACGUGGAACUGGGCCUGAAACUCACAGAUGCAAUGUGCUACUGAUGUCUUUUGAGCAUAAUUAAGCAUACAUUUUAUUCUUUUUAAUAUUUUUAAAAAUCAGGUCCAAAUAAAAAAAAUUGACAUUGCUUUCUGAUAUAAGUGCCUGAUACUUGCAUAAAUUUGGCAGUUCCCAUUUCCUACCUGGAAGACACUUUAUAUGUAAGGAGGGAUGUUAGUUGAAAUCAUAUUUUCUCCAGUUGCAGCACCUUCACUAAGUGGAUAUACAGAAAUAUCUAGCCACUCCAUCUCAAAGGCAUUUAUGAUACUAAAUUUACAUAGUAUGAGCAUAAGUGAGGAAUAAACGUCUAGAGAAAAAUAGAGUUAAAGAAAAAAGGGCUUCUAUAGAGUUUUGUAUUACACCAGAGUCUUUUCAAAUCACCUUUCAGCCCUGCGGAGUUUGUCAAGUGCAUUCAGGAUCUGCUGGUAUAGGCAAACUGUGACAUUUUAGAGUGAUUACAACUAGGGCUACAAUGAGAGAACCCCAAAGUACAAAACUAUGUAUCUCUAUUUUUUAAAUGCCCAUGGAUAUAUAAUGUCAAUAAUUUUUAUUGGGGCAAGUGGGAAAAGACAUGAAAACUUGAGCUGAUACAUAAUAAACUUCUAUUCUUUAUCUUAACAAUCUGUGCAGUUAUCCUUCAGUUUCAAAACUGUAUGUUGCUGUUCUCCCCAUCAAUCAUAUUUUGAGUAUGUUCCCUAGUGAACCUUGUUAGUUAUGUUGACAAAUAAAUGCAGUGACCACAACUCAAACACAUAUUUCAAAACCUAGCAGUAGGAAAUGAUCAAAUAAGAUGGCAAUAUUUUGUUUCUUGCAGAACAGGGCUCUAUCUAUCCCUGCUCUCAGAUUUAUCAUAAGAUGUUGAGCUUAGCACAACCUGUUUUUUCCCAUAAUGGUUGCAUGUUACACUAUCUUGCUGAUAUUUUAACAGUCAAAUUAAAAUUAUGUGAUGUUCUCUUUUGGAUUCUACUUCUGCCAUCUUUUUGUUUAAACAAUGCUUAUUAAAAAUGCCAAGAGAAAUAUUGUUCACUUGUUGAAACAAGAAGUUGGAAAACUGCGUAAAGAUCAAAGAAAAUGAAAGAAAACUAUCCCAACAACAUAAAAUAGCUGCAGCUGCACUGACACAUGCUUCCCUCCCCUUUGUACAUCCCAUUUAUGUAAAGUAUUUGUGUACACUAAGAUGGCAUUCAGUAACGUACACUGAUUGUAUAUAUUAUCAGCAAGAAAUCGAAUUACCAGCAAUAGUCUAUCCAACUUCGCUUUAAGGAAAAAUCUAAGUAAAAACAAUUGAUUAUGUAAUUAUAAUCAAUGAGGACCCUAUGCACCAUGGGAUGGAAACUGUUAAAUGUUUAAUCAGUUAAGCAAAAUAGUCCCAUUCACUGACCAUGGAUCCUUAAUGAACUGAGAAGAGCGCACUAGAGUCAUUUAUUUUAAUUUCCUUUUUGAAGAAACUACAGCAGUUAAAAUUUUGGCUAGAAUUGUCUAAUAUUGUGCUUUAUUCGUACCACUGUGCAUGAAAUUGCUGAGGUUGUGUUUCUCAGUGUAGAUCUUUAGCAGCUCUCCAUAAGUGUUUGUUUAAUGACAUACUAUAACUUGGUAACAUUUCUCAGGCAGAUUGCCAUGGGUGAAAUUCACUCUUGUGCAAGAGGGCCAGAAAGCAUGACUUAAUUUGACUGCUUAAGUGGCAUAUGUGCUGGCCCACUGAACAGGGUUGUUUCAUAUAUAGAAAGUCAUGUUCGUGGGCUGUAUAUGAUCAUACGCUUUGAAGUCAAUGGAGUUAUACCUAUUUACAUCAUCAGUAAAUACGGUCCAAUGUCAACAUUCUCAUCCUGUCAUGAACAUACAUAACUCACUUAUGCUGUGGGAUAUUUGUUUCCUUCAGGCAUUUUUCAUUCCUGAAGUAGUUUUUGACAGUGUUUUCCAUCAGGCAUUGUAAAUUGGAAUGGUCUCUUGCAGGAUGCAUUUAAAUGGGCACUGUGCAUAAAAUUUGUUCAAAGCAGAGAGUCAGAACAAGACCUAUUCACCUCUUGAAUCUUAACUGAACAUAGGGUCUCUGCAAAGACCUCUUUAAGUACAGGCUUUGGCAUGUUACACAUUUGAAUUCUUACUCUAAACAGGAGUAUACCUAUUUAGAUAUUUAAUGGGGAAAUCUGCCAUCUCCUUCCCAUACUCAAUUUUAGUAUCUAGUAUGACAAGGACAUCAAGACUUGACUUCUUUGGAGGUUUGCUUUUUUAUUUUUUUAUAAGGUGGCAUAAAAUCUCUCCUACAGAAGCAGUACCAUUAUUUUAUAUAUGCAAAAGUGAUUCAUAUUAGAUGUCAUGUGUCACAUGUGUAAUUAAUUUGCAUUAUAGUUUCUAAACUAGAUUGUCAUUUCAUGCAUAUAACAAUUGUUUGUACUGAGGUUUUUAUUGUUUGGGGACUUUUUUUGUUUAUUACAGAGCACCCUUGAUAUAUUUGUAUAUUUAUUAACAGAUUAAGGAAGAAAGAAUCAUCUCUAAAUUUUAACCAGAGACAUGGAAAAAAAGUAAAUUGAGCUUCCAAAAAUAAAAUUGAUUCUAAAUUAAGGGAAAAGAUAAGACAGGCAUUAUUAUAAGCUAGGGGUUUGGGUUUUUUUUUGUUUUGCUUUGUACCAGUGAGCCACAGGUCUAUUUAUAUGGUUGUAAACCCUAGGCUACACCCAGCUGAAACUCCCUGUACUCUUGUAUGCUUUACUAACAUUGCGUGUGGGGUUUCCAAGCAUUCAUUCAUCUGGGGGAAAAGCUCAGCUUGCCAGUUUGAAAUGGGUGGUUUGGCUUCUCUAGAAAUUGGAUGAUGAGUCUAAUUCUCAUCUCACCUAGAGCUGAACCCUGUAAGAUGCUGACCUCCCAUUGAAGUCAGUGGCCAUUGAGGGGGCUCAACACCUAAUGGAAUCAAGCCCUUACAUCUGUGUCACACCAGUGAAAUUCCACUAACUUAGAUCGAUUUGGUGUGUGCAUGGGCCCAAAUAUUUUUUGCUGGCACCACUUAAUUUUCCAGUGAGACGGGUUUAAAAAGCAAAGUACAGGGCAACCUUAUAAGCAGCAUAUGGUGUUCAAUUACCUCAAACAAUGCUGAAAAUAAGAAAUAUAGCCAAUACUUGAAUUUACAUGGAAAAGUUAUCUAAAGCACUGAGUAUAUUAAGAGUGAGAGGUUAUUAUAAUCGCUCUUUUUCUGAUCAAUGACUUCACCCAUUUUUUUGAAUGAUUUAUAAAGAAUGGUUGGUUUAUUGAAGCAGAGAAGUGAGAAGGGUUACAUUAUGUUAAAAAGCUUUAUGGUAAGGGAGUGUUUUAAAUAUUUUCCACAACGUCUGUGGGAAUCAGAAUUCUAGUAUGAUAUUUUUGUGUGUUUUCUGGCAUCUCAGGGAUGUUUUUUGUGUGUAAUUUGACAGUAACAAGAACCAACCCCUGUAUUAAAUAGUUUGGAAAGAUUUAGCGUGCUGAUGGAGACUUCCAAAGAGAUCAUUACCAGGGCCCUGAUUACCACAGAGUAAUGAAGCUGUGCAGAGACAGAGACUCCCCCCUUAAUUAACCUUUCUAUGGCUCCGGGAAAGUAACUAUUUCCCUCUCAGAAUUAGCUGUGAGACCCAGGAGACUUAGGGCUUGUCUACACUUUCCAGGGACCAACACUGUGGCAAUUGAUUUAGCAGGUCUAGUAAAGACCCAUUAAACUGACCACAGAUCGCUUUCCUAUAGACUCCGGUACUCCAUCAGAAUGAGAAGAGUAAGGGGAGUCAAAAGGAGAGCGUCUCCCAUCGACAUAAUGUACUGUGGAUCCCGCGGCAACUAAGCUAUGUCGAUUUGAGUUACAUUACUAACAUAAUUCAAAUUGCAUAGCUUAGAUCGUCUUUCCCUCAUAGUGUAGAUAAGGCCUCAAAGAAACUUCAUUGAGCCAGCAGUUGUGGGGACUAUUUUGAUUUAGAAUGGCCUCUUAGGGGAAGUUAUUCAAUACUGCAGCCAAAGCUUUUACUUCAUCUUAGUAAGCUACUCAUGGCUCCUGCUACUCUAGUUGUAGUUGAUUAGACUGAAUUAGAUUUGAUACUUUAUAUUUAGAUAAAUAUAGACACAGGUGAUAGAUCUGGAUACUGAUUAGCUUUCUGAUAUAGGGAAGAAGAUGUUGAAACCCAAAGUUGCCGGGAGUGAAAUUUAUGCCUCCAUUGAAGUCAGUGACAAAUCACCCAUUCUCUUUAAUGGAAUAAGGUGUUUUGGGGAACAGAGCUUAAUGUGAUUAGGAUGGGAGAGAGAAUGCUAUAGGCAGCAAGAAGUUUGUGAGAUAGUUAAGAGAAAUGAUGCAGUGAGAGUGAAAUCUCUAUGUUGCUCACUGGGAAAGUCCCUUCACCAGAACUGGUACUUAGCAGCUGACACUUGAACAUGUAAUUCUAGGCAAAAAACCUGAACUGAUCUUUUCCAAUGAGCUUUCCUCCCUCUUUUUGUAAGCUGAAUGUGAGAUCUCUCCCACUCACAGCUCAUCUAGUUAUUACUAUGCCGGGUGGCAAGCAGUACAUGUCUGCAGUUAAGAACAACUGCUUUCCCUACUCAAAGUAAAGAAAACUCAAAGAGUGUGAAUUUGGCAAAGAGGACUAAUGAUGCCCUCUAAAUAUGGUUCAGAUUAUACUUUUGUCUUCAUUAUCUCUAUUUAAAGCUAUUGUUAAAGAUAUCCUUUCCCAGUGUUUAACACACGGCUUCUGAAACUGGCCAUGCCAAUACUUUCUGGCACCUAUUAUUAUGUUUUUAAAGUUUACUGAGGCUAAGCAGGUUUGUGGUUGUUGGUUUUUCCCUUUUCAUGAAGGAAUUAUGGAGUUUUACAGUUAACAUGGAAUGAAAAUCCACCUUUGUAUGCAUGUACACUGCCCACAUUCAAGUCUGCUGUGAACAUUGAAUAUUUCCCAGUACUGCAAUAUUUGGAAAGUAGUGAUGAUAAAAAGUUGCUGUUUAUCAAAAGUGUCCUGAGUCAGAGGUGGCCUCCUGCCCUCAAGAACUCUGAUUGUUUUUCAAGGGGAAAGGCAAUUGAACUCAAUAAAAGCUUAACUUACAGUCAGCGUGUGUUCCAUGGUCACCUGGAAAACAUCUAAACAGUAGUAUUUGCCUGUAAGCACUGCUUAAAGCAGGGGUAGGCAACCUAUGGCACGUGUGCCGAAGGCAGCACACAAGCUGAUUUUCAGUGGUACUCAUGCCGCCCGGGUCCCAGCCACCCGGCUCUGCAUUUUAAUUUAAUUUUAAAUGAAGCUUCUUAAACAUUUUAAAAGCCUUAUUUACAUUGCAUACAACAAUAGUUUAAUUAUAUAUUAUGACUUAUAGAAAGAGACCUUCUAAAAACAUUAAAAUGUAUUACUGGCACGCGAAACCUUAAAUUCAAGUGAAUAAAUGAAGACUUGGCACACCAUGUCUGAAAGGUUGCCGACCUCUGGCUUAAAGGGAAGUCACCAUUUUUUUUAUUAUAACCUUUUCUCUGCUUUUCAAAUUUUCUGGGGACAAGUGAAUCUCUUUUAUCUAAUUUUGAACCCACUGGAAUAUGGAGGUUUGAAAGUUUGACUUAAACAUCAUUGAGUUCUACUUAGGAAAAAAGGAAUAGAGAAGAAAAUCCAAUGAUAAAAUUAAAGUGAAAAUUCAUGAGAGAUCAGAAUGAAAACCAAAGGCAGGGAGACAGACAAAAGGAACAAAGGGGAGAAUGAAAAAAAAUUCUCAUACAAAAUAGACAUAGUUUUAAUGCCAUAUAUAGGGACCUCAUUGUGCCAGAUUAUAUUUUUGGAAUGUUCCUCUAUUCCUUAUACAUAGCAAAGGUUUUCCUGUACCCAGGGAAAAAAAUGUUUCAAAUAAUUGCAGCAUCACUGGAAGACGGUAUGUAUUUUAAUUUUCAGGGAAAUAAGACUUGUGAAUUAAAAUUGGUUUUGAGUACCUUGUAAAGCUCAGUACACUUGUUUAAAAAAAUCACAUAACUACCCUCCAUAAUGUUCUCUAAUCCCAUAAACAUUUGUUCCAGACAAAAACUUGCUGAAAAGAAAUCCAGAAACAAUUAGAGUUUUGCUUCUUCCCUCACAAGCUUUGAGAGGAAAAUAAUGUUUUAGCCAUUUUAAGAUAGAAUUGUGAAGUUAAAAACCAUACAUAUUUUUGUAUGUAAUUUAGCAGUUUGUUUCUUUUGGAUUGCUCAAAAUAAAAUGUAUUGUUCCUUCAAGUAAAAAGGCCAGAUUCUGAUCUCAUUUAGGCCUUGAUUCAGGAAGGUAUGUAAACAUUUUCUUAGCUUUAAGUGAAGAGAGCAGAUUCUGAAAAAAAUGGUUCACAUUGAGCUUAGUUGUGGAAAUGGGCAGAGGUGUAUGAACUGGGGAUGGAAUGAGGCACCUAAUGUUUUCCUUACUUGGUUUAUCUAUCGCUAACACUGCCGCAGAACUAAGCUCCCCUGCCCUGUGUAGCUUUAAGGGUCUACGGGAAGAUAAGAUUACAAUACCCAGGCACAAUCAGAGUUCAUGCCGAAAUAAUGGACCAUGGUUAAACACCGUGAUAAAAUUGAUCUAUUAUCAUUUAUUCAUUCUCUAUACAUCAGGAAUGAGAGCCUGGUUCUAGCUCUGGCCCCUUUAUACCAGGGCCAGUGUGUUGUAAAAGGGACCUAAAAGCCCUGGUUCUGUCUGGGAAGAAUUUGGUGCAGAAACUGAGGCAGACAGCCGUGCGGCUGCCCUCAGGCCGUCCUCUUGUAAGUACUGGCAUAGGGAGCAUGAUGGGGUGGGUUUGGAGGCAGGAGAAGUGUAUUGGGAGCAAAGAUUGCAGGCACAGAAGGAUGCCAAAAGUUAGACAGGCCUCCAGGGCUAAAUUAUGUUUGGUGGCUCCUCCAGCCCUCAGAGCAGCUCAGGACCAGAAUGGUGCAAAGUUCACUUUAAGCCAUCUUAGCUUCACUGCCCCCUGGGUUGUGAAUGCUGUGCUGCUCCUCUUAGAAACUCUCUCCAGGACACCAGUUUAGUAGUAGGUUUGAAAUUCCAGAGCACAAGCAAGUUGGGUUAAGCAUAGAGCUUCAGCUGAAUUUUCUUGCAUUUGUUGGUUUAAUUAGAGCCAUUGGCAUUAUUUUCUCACACUUUUUGGUACUUUUUGUUUUUUUUCCUUCACUGGCUUAACCUAGAAAAUACUUAGAUCGUUAUCAGUGAUCCUAUUUUCUCUGCAAGCAGGGCUGUGAAUGCAGGUCUCAUGCCUUCUUUCUACCCAGGGCAGUCAGGGCUGAACUGAAGACUUUUUUCUCCUGUUCAAACCUUAAACCUGGGGCUGUAUGUACAGCUUUUGUCUCUGGAACAGAAAGCACUUAUCUCAGGGCUUCUGUUUCAGGUUUCUGUUAGUGCCCACACUGUGGCUCGUGGGUGGAAAGUUUCUGCUCCCAACUUGCAGAAUGGUCCCCACUCCCCCAAGUUGACAGUGCUUGCCUUGAGUGGAAACAAGCCUCUACAACAUACCUUAGCUUCCUUCAUUGUCCAAGACACAGUGGUCCCAGCAGACAUUUGCUAUGAUUCCGCAAACCCUGGGAGUGGGAGAAGAAAUUCUUUUUUGCAAGUGCUCUGGAUUAGAACCCUAAAUGAUGAAAGCCUCACCACAAAACUCUAGAGCAAUGGAUUGGUUUGUUUUCCUUUUCAUAUCCACAAGAGAUUCAAUGUUUGGGCUUCAAUCAUGCAGUGAUGCUGUUGUGUACAAAACCUGUACUUGUUUGUUGUAGUUUGCAAAUGUGGAUUUUUUUUAUAAUAAAAGAUCUGUUCUCAACUUAUUAAUCAAAAUAAAAAGCUGGUGCUGUUUGACUGAA
Gopherus flavomarginatus (Mexican gopher tortoise) is the source of this 10872-nucleotide messenger RNA. It is a transcript of the gene CD44, whose product is annotated as CD44 molecule (Indian blood group). Gene Ontology annotation, biological process: positive regulation of ERK1 and ERK2 cascade; cell adhesion; inflammatory response. Gene Ontology annotation, cellular component: macrophage migration inhibitory factor receptor complex; plasma membrane; basolateral plasma membrane. The transcript has 17 exons. The record is from RefSeq and is a predicted model, not a curated record. Gene Ontology annotation, molecular function: cytokine receptor activity; hyaluronic acid binding. The coding region runs from base 257 to 3004 and encodes 915 amino acids. Lineage: Eukaryota; Metazoa; Chordata; Testudines; Testudinidae.